This is a messenger RNA of Penicillium malachiteum, 4110 nucleotides long. Its product is annotated as putative RNA helicase/RNAse III. The transcript has 5 exons. Gene Ontology annotation, biological process: siRNA processing. The record is from RefSeq and is a predicted model, not a curated record. Gene Ontology annotation, cellular component: RISC complex; cytoplasm; nucleus. Gene Ontology annotation, molecular function: RNA binding; ATP binding; ribonuclease III activity. Bases 1 to 4110 code for a protein of 1369 amino acids. NCBI's taxonomy places the organism in Eukaryota, Fungi, Ascomycota, Eurotiomycetes, Eurotiales, Aspergillaceae.
AUGGAUGAAACCUGGGAUACCACUCCAGCAGAAGCUGCAGUGGUGGGUACCAAUGGCGAAGCUUAUCGUCCGCGCGGGUAUCAACUCGAAAUGCUGGAGGCCAGUCUACAGCAGAAUAUUAUUGUGGCCUUGCGUAUUGAGCUUUUACUUACAUGUAUUGAGCAGCUCGUGUGGUUCCUGGCGCCAACAGUAGCCUUAUGUGUGCAACAACAUGAGGUCAUUUCAUCCCAGAUCCCAGCGGUGAAAACCCGUACCCUUACUGGAAUGGAUAAUGUUGAUCGCUGGACAGAGCAGUCCGUCUGGGAUAAAGUUCUAGAAGAUGUGCGAGUCGUGGUAUCAACUCAUGCGGUCCUUUCGGAUGCAUUGAACCAUGGGUUUGUUCGCAUUUCAGGUUUAUCGCUACUCGUCUUUGAUGAAGCCCAUCAUUGUAUGCGUCGCCAUCCAGCAAAUAAGAUCAUGCAAUAUCACUACCAUCCAACUAAGGAGAAGCUCGGUCCAAAAUCUGUCCCUCGAAUUUUAGGCUUAACUGCAAGUCCUAUUGUCCGAUCUAGUCGACAAGAGCUUGAAACAGAACUCAUUUUUCACGUCCAUCGUCCACACUUGGAACGUAUUCAGUAUCCAGCGUAUGAUCCUGAGCAGCAAGGCGCUGGCAGCCGACUGCUUACGCGAUUGUUUUCUUGCAUUCGAUCGUAUGAUAUGAGAUAUGACCCAUAUAUAGAAAUGCUUAGAAAACGGCCUGAAACAGAGGAGCAAGCCGAUAAGGCCACAGUGUCUGGCAAAACAUUUUGUCUAGAACAGCUAACUAAGUUCCGCGAGCAAUGCAUACACAUCUAUGAAGAACUUGGUGGUUGGGCAACAGAUUAUUACAUUGAAGCUUGUACUGCCCAACUGGAACGUUCUGUUGGUAUCGUUGCUGGAAUGACCCAGUUAGCGUGUGAAGAGAAGGCCUAUGUACUGAAACUUCUUUCUGCCAUUCUUGUUGACGGCAAGACCCAUCAAACUUUCCACAUCUCUUCCAAACUGGAAACUCUUCUCUCUUUCCUUGACAAACACGACAAUCCAAAUUUUUCUGGCUUGAUCUUCGUGAAACGAAGAGCAACAGUCAGCGUUCUUUCACAAAUCCUUACCAACCAUUUAACAACCAAAGACCGAUUCCGUUGCGCUGCCUAUGUAGGCUGGUCAGGGAGUGUCAGCCGUAAAGACUCUCUCGGUGAUCUUCUCACACGUCAAGCGCAGAAGGAUACUCUUUCACUCUUCAAAUCCGGUGCCAAAAACCUCAUUGUCUCUACCGACGUUUUAGAAGAAGGACUUGACGUGAGCUCUUGCAGCCUUGUGAUUUGUUACGACAAGCCCGCCAACCUCAAGUCAUUCGUUCAAAGACGCGGACGUGCUCGACACCAAGAAUCUACUUACGUGAUCUUGACUUCAUCUGACGACGAGUUACUUGAUUUAGAGAAGUGGCAAUCAUUGGAACAAGCAAUGGUCGAAUCCUACCAGGAUGACGAACGAAAGUUACACGAUGCCUCAGGCCAAGAGGAAGCAGUUAGUGAGUGGCUGAAAGUCGAUAAGACUGGUGCCCGUCUCUCCGCUGAUGAUGCGAUUGCCCAUUUGAAUCACUUUUGUGAUACUCUUCCGACCAACAAGUUCGCCGAUAAGCAUGCCAUGUUCACCUUCCAAGAGAACUCUGAUAGGUUGAUUCAAGGCACAGUUACACUUCCAAACUCCGUUGACCCAGCUGUGCGUCGCGCUCAAGGAAAGAAGUGGUGGAAGACCGAGCGUGCAGCCCGAAAAGAAGCCGCUUUCCAAGCGUACAAGGCUCUACUGGAGCAUGGCCUGGUAAAUGACAAUCUCCUUCCACUUCUUAUUGAGGAGCAACAAAUCCCAUCAGUCAAGAAGAAGGACCACGGCGGAGUGAUUGAGGAUCUUGAAGGUCAAUAUGAUCCCUUUAAAGAUUUCGCAAAGCUUUGGGAGGCUCCCGAUCUCCAUCAAACUGAUAUCAUUUUUACCCAUAAUGGCUAUGUAUAUGAGGAUUUUUCCAUGUCACUCAUAUUGCCUUGUUUCACAAUCAUGCCAGGUCCGACCCCUAUGUACUGGAACUCAAAUACAACACUGAUUGCAUCGUUUACUACUCCGAGACGCAUUGAUCCAGUCUCACCGGAAAUGCUUCAAUUGAUGAGAGAGGUCACUGGCAUGUUCAUGCAAGGCCGCUCAUCUAACAUUCCCAAUUCUGAACGGGACUAUGUGGCGCUCUUCAUCCCAAGAAUUCCCUUUGAUGAAUUACAAGAAUGGACUUGCAGAAACGAGGGUAUCGAGUCAGCAUUGGCGUAUUACGCACGAGAGAAGACCAUUCCGCCUGCUGGGAUCAUCCGCAACACAGCCAAGUACAAUAAAACGCACCUUUUUCGAACUUGGAUUGUGUCUGAGAAUGAUGGUAAUGUACAGAUUGACAUAGAGUGUGAAGCAACCCCUCAGAGGCGUAACUUUCUCAACCCACGUACUAAGGCAGAGGCCGACGAAGAUGGUCAGCCUACUCAAGCCAAAAUCUCCAUAGUACCUGCAAAAGACUGCACUUUGGCAAGACUCCCCGCUCGCAAAGCACUCUUUGGACUUUUGAUUUCUGCUAUUCUGGAUCGCAUCGAGGUUGUCCUGGUUGCACAGAGGCUUAAGGACAGCUUCUUAAGUCCACUUAAUUUCAAGAACCUCGGACAUAUUAUCACGGCAAUCACAACCCCACUCGCCCAGGCAAGAACUGAUUACCAGGUCUAUGAGUUCUUUGGCGACUCCAUACUCAAGUUCACAGUUUCCGUCCAUCUAUUCUGGCAGAACCCGACUUGGCCAGAAGGUUAUCUCUCGUCAAAUCGUGAUAAAAUCGUCAAGAAUAAGCGCCUUGCGGAUGCAGCUCGGAGUGCUAAACUGGAAAGCUUUAUCCUGAAUAAGCGUUUCACCCCGGGGAGAUGGGAGGCGCCGCUCAUCGCUCAGAAACUGGCCAAAUCAGCUGAUAAGCAAACCCUGUCUAGCAAGGUGCUUGCUGAUAUAGUCGAGUCUCUUAUCGGCGCGGCAUUUAUGGAUGGCGGAAUGUCCAAAGCCCAGGAUUGUGUGCAACUAUUCUUACCAGAGGUGGAAUUCCUGAGUCGUCAUAUAACGAACGUGAACCUUUCGUCUACUACACGGGGCUCAAGUAAGCUGAUCGACCAGAACGUUCUUGCUAAUGCCAUUGGGUAUACUUUCAAGGACACCUCUCUUCUUACUGAAGCGCUGACGCACCCAUCUUGUGAGCACGAUGUCACUACACAGUCUUACCAGCGACUUGAGUAUCUGGGUGAUUCAGUCCUUGAUAUGGUCCUUGUCUCUAUCCUGAUUUCACACUGCGAGAAGACUCUUACUCAGGGUCAAAUGACGAUAAUCAAGCACGCUCUGGUGAACGCAAACCUCCUAGCGUAUCUUUGUAUGAGCCAUCAUGUUCCUGGAGUGGCAGUUGAUGAAAUGGAGACUGAUAAGGAAGAAGCCAAGGUAGGCUUAUCUCAGAGUGCCUCUAUUUGGCAAUUCCUUCGCUUUAACGGUCAACCUAUCACCAUUGCCAUCCAGGGCUGUAUAGCCAGAUACAAUGUCAUGCGAGACCAGAUCGCGGAAUCAAUCACGAGUGCGGAUUUCUAUCCCUGGCAACCCCUGGCCACAAUGCACCCGGAUAAAUUCAUGUCUGAUAUCGUAGAGAGCAUUCUUGGGGCAAUCUAUGUUGACUCGGAGGGUGACCUUGCAGCCUGUCAGGUCUUUCUAGAGCGGAUUGGCCUAAUUGCGUAUCUUCAACGGGUGCUCAAAGAAGGUAUCAACAUGGUGCAUCCCCGCAACGCGGCGCAGGCUCUGGUGAAGAACGAAGGGAUAAUUGCGUUUAAGAUAAAACGAGUGGAAAAUGCGGGUAGUGACGCAACUUACUCUGGCGAUCUGGUGUUCCACAAAAAUCCCACGGAGAAUCAGCCGAGGGAGGUGCAGCAUCUCCUGGAAAUUUCCGGUUGUGUAUCCGCCGAGGAGGUCGAGGUCCAGCUUUCCUACGAGUUUAUCCAACGCAAGAUGGCCUCGGCUUCUUCUUCGCAAGAGAACACCGGUGAGAAUUGA